Messenger RNA from Paramisgurnus dabryanus, 4414 nucleotides. RefSeq names its product E3 ubiquitin-protein ligase DTX4-like. The record is from RefSeq and is a predicted model, not a curated record. Gene Ontology annotation, biological process: Notch signaling pathway; protein ubiquitination. Lineage: Eukaryota; Metazoa; Chordata; Actinopteri; Cypriniformes; Cobitidae. Gene Ontology annotation, molecular function: zinc ion binding.
AUGCACGGCAAACCACGAGCGCUUCGCGAAAACACAUUGACUCGAAGCUUACAUGAUUUUGGAUAAAUCACACCUCAUUUCGCAAUAAAGUAACGAUACUAAGCCGAGAGUUAAGAAGUACAAGAUAGAUAUGUAAACGCCGAUUAUUUAAAUAAUUAAGACCGUCUGAGAGUUUUACUCGUACGGAGUUGUUGGGACUUCUUGUGCCCAGUCAUGGAAGCGAUACGGAGAUUUCUGCCCUGAUGCCGCGAUCUCUCCCGUCAUAUUUUCUCUAAAUAAAUGGACGCGAUGUUACUGGCCUCAGCUGUGGUCGUGUGGGAAUGGCUCAGCGAGCACGGGCGCUGGCAGCCGUACAGCCCGGCGGUGUCUCGUCACAUAGAGGAGGUGAUACGAAGCGAUCCCCGCGGCGGCAGCAUCGUCCUAGGCCAAGCUGACAACCGCCUGUCGCCCUACAUCAUCGAUUUACAGUCCAUGCAUCAGUUCAGACAAGACACGGGUACAAUAAGACCAGUGCGAAGGAGUUUCUAUGACCCCACCACAGCACCAGGCCAAGGUUGGAUAUGGGAGUGGGAAAAUGACUCUGGUUCCUGGACCAUGUAUGACAUGGAGGUAAACAUUGCCUUGCAAGCAGCACAAGAUCAACAGAAACCCUGGUUGGACCUGACAACUUUGGGCUAUUGCUACCUCGUGGACUUUCAGAACAUGACCCAGUUUAACAAGCAAACGCAACGGAAACGGCGCAUCCAGAAACGCUCUGACAUGCCAUAUCCAUUUAUCUGUGGGACACUGCCCAAAUCUACACAGGCUUGGAGUACUGGCUCAAAAACUGAAAGGACGCUUAGAGGAGUUACAUCAGGUGGGGGCUCUACCGGUGCCCUUCUUGGGAUAGGCAUUUCUGGGUCUACCCUGAGUAGAAAAGGAAGUAUGGUUUACCCUAGCGGGACACUUUCAGUGUCAUCCCUCGCCCCUGUUGGACAACCGUGUGCGUGCCAGCAGUGCAUGCUGGUGAUGAGUAUAAAGGCGAAUGCCACAGCAACACAAACGCUAGGACGCAAACCUCAUGCAACGAAACCUAAACCCAGUUUUGGGACGCUUCCAAAAAACUCAAAAUCUUUGUCUGUUUUAAAUUCGUAUUCUCAUGCACUACCAGAUGGUUUGCCAUUAAGCUACUCCCCUUCUGGAAAAACCAAGAAGUCUAGCGAUUUUUCCCAUUCAUUUUCCCAUCUUACUCCGGACACUGCCACUCUCUCAAUGUCAUCUAGCUGCCAUUUGCCUCCACCUUUAGCCUCGACUCCUGCUUUGUCAUUUUCCAAUCAGCAUUCUUCAUCCACACAAAACACAGCGUCUUCAGUAGCAUUGGUGCCAACUGCCACACUCGUCAACGUGUCAAGUACCACAUCGUCCACAACUUCUUCAACGUUACCCCAACAACGCUCUGCUGCCUAUGCUGCCCCUAUACCAUCUCGUGCCAGUCUGGCAGGGCUUAGCCAGCCUGCUUUGCAAAAAAUCGCAAGGGCACAGUCACAGGCGCUUAUUGCUUCUGGGGUGCCAACAGUUCCCGUGAAGAACCUUAAUGACUCCGGUCCUGUUCAUCUGGCUCUAGCUGGUAUUACUGGCAUUCUGAUGAGUGCAGCUGGACUACCCGUAUGCUUGACACGCUUACCUAAACAAGUUUUACAUCCCCCACCUGUCAGUAAGAGUGACAUCAAACCAGUUCCUGGCAUUGGACACUUUUGCCGCAAGACCACCAAGAAACAAGCCCGCCAAGGUGGAACACCAGAGGAGGUGGUGAAAAGUUAUUUGCAGAAGGUCAGGAAUCCACCAGAAGAAGAUUGCACUAUAUGCAUGGAAGCUCUGGGAGGGCCGUCGGGUUACAAGGGUCCAGGUGUGACGAGUGCUUCACGUACAGAGUCAGUAGGAAGACUGACAAAAUGUGGGCAUGUUUAUCAUCAGCAGUGCCUUGUGGCCAUGUACACCAAUGGCAAUAAAGAUGGCAGCAUGCAGUGUCCCACGUGCAAGACCAUUUAUGGAGUAAAAACAGGCAACCAGCCACCCGGUAAGAUGGAGUACCAUGUUAUACCUCAUUCGCUGCCAGGACACCCAGACUGCAAAACCAUCCGGAUCAUCUACAACAUACCGCCCGGCAUACAGGGCCCUGGGCAUCCAAACCCAGGGAAGCCUUUCAAUUCAAGAGGAUUUCCUCGUCAUUGCUAUAUCCCAGAUAAUGAAAAAGGACGCAAGGUGUUAAGCAUGUUGUUGGUGGCGUGGGAUCGCAGGCUGAUCUUCUCGGUGGGCUCCUCCAGCACCACAGGAGAAUCGGAAACUGUCAUCUGGAAUGAGAUCCAUCACAAGACAGAAUUUGGCUCCAAUCUUACUGGACAUGGCUAUCCAGACCCCUGCUAUCUUGACAAUGUACUUGAGGAGAUAAAAGCCCAGGGCGUCAAUGAAGAUGAGGUACAACAGCAGUGAGGAUGAGCAGGACAGAAAAGACAGGAACCCAAUGGGAGUUGGAAGGCUUGAGCGAUAGUAGAUGGAGUGCUAUUGAAUCAGUAUGAGAUAAAAUCUCAAUACUGUGUGCUUUUGGCAAAAAGUAACACCCAAUGGUAAUAAUGUUUGGUUAAUGGUAAAGAAGUUUGGUUAAAGAUGGAAUAUGGAGGUUUAAAGGAUGAGAGUAAAGAAAGGAAUCUGUGUGAGAAGGAAAAAUGGAAGGUGGAGGGGACUUGUGAGGUAGAAAAUAAAAGGGUCAAGAAAGUAUCUGUCAAAAACAGCAAGUUUUGUUUGCUUAAGCUAUGUUAAAGUAAGAAAUUGUGAAAGUUGUCAAAACAUUGCUAGCGUGGAUGUAUUCUGUUUCCUAGAACCAAUGCAAUUUGCAUACUAAAUGUUUUAUGAAUGUACUACUGUGAUUAUACUACACACACAACUUGCAUCCAUAUGUAUCCAAGCUUAGAUUUUCUGAACUUCUAUUUUUAUAUGAUGAUUGUGGAUAAAAUUCAAAGUUCAGUCAGUCAGAGUAAUGCUUUUGAGGUUAUCUUCAUUUAAAGUCCCCAUGUGGUGAAAAUCAAGUUUUUAUUGUUGUUAAUAUGUCUGAAUGGUGUUUUAAAUGUGCUUUAAGACAAACCAUCUGCAUAUUCAUUAUUCAACACAAAUGCUGACUAUUUUUCCAAAGACAGACAAAACAUAUGCAGGUUAAAACCGCCUCCUACCUCGCAAACAUGUAACCAAUCACAUCAUGACAUCAUGAUAUAUAUUUAUAUGUAUGCAUUGUGAAACAGGACUUAGCAGCUAUGUCUCUUAAAACUCUUGAAUGUAGAAUCUAUAUAGAUGUAUAUCUAUGGUCUGAGCUGGUCUGAUUGAGUAGAGGCGGGGACUAAUUUGCAUAGUCAUGGAUCCACGUAUACUAAGGGCCAGAUUUACUAAAAAGGGCAAAUGUGUGAAAGCGCAAUUUCAAAAAAGUGCAGAUGGGAGUGGACAUUUCUGCAGGUGAUUUUCUGGCAAGGCGCACGAUAAAGAACACAGGCGCAAAAAUCUAAUUUCUAUAAUGACCCAUGCAGUCUACAGCCCAAUUUUUAGUCGUGUGUAAGCUCUACAGCGUAGGUUGUCCGUAGCCUGAUGUGUACCCCGCAAAAUUUUUAAAAUCGCGUCAGUUCUACGCGGACUGCAAGCGCUGUGAUUGGUCCAUCAGAACCCCUCCCGUCAGGUAAAAAAUUGCGUCAUAGGUAUUUCUGUUUGCGACGGUGAAAACAAAGAUGAGCCAAGUUGAGGAAUGAUUUAACUCAAACUGCAACAAAAGUCGCUGUUAAAGCAACACUAUGUAGUUUCCAUGUACAAAUGAACUACAGCUCCCCCAUGUGGUUGAAAAGCGCAACAGUGCCUGGUAUCAGACACUCUUCUGCAGGCAGGGGGAGGGGCGAGGCUGUGUUUCCUACCCUCCACCGCCACUUUCAGAGUGUGCUUGUAGCAGCUAGGAGGCUGCUCAGGUUGCAGCAACAGUACAAUUUGUCCAGUUAAAAGUUGUUCUAUCACUUAAAUAAUUUUAGAGACAUUAUUUAAAAGUAAAUAAAACUACAUAGUGUUGCUUUAAUUUACUUCUAUCACUGCUGGUCUUCUCAAAUAAUACACAACAAGUUGCUGUUUCUUCUUCGUUUGUGGGAUAACUUCUUUAUUGAUGGUCUGCGCAUGUGUACGAUGGCGCAAAAGUAUAAAUGAAAACCGACGCAGAACCUACGCCAUCGCGGCUACACCGUAGGUCCUACGCACAACUUUAACGAGCCCUUACCAAGAGCAGCACAAAUUAGCAUAGGGUCUAAGAUAUGUUUUUUAAGUAAAUAAAUAAUGACGCAAAUACAAAGUAAAACAAACCCUGGUGUACCUUGUUGUACUUGUUUGACAAAGUUAUGCAAUAAUUGAAUAAUAA